Molecule: messenger RNA, 848 nt
Organism: Striga asiatica
Lineage: Eukaryota; Viridiplantae; Streptophyta; Magnoliopsida; Lamiales; Orobanchaceae
Source: the annotation of a GenBank genome assembly
AUGGGUGAGAUGUUGUUGGGGCAGUUGAAAGAGGAAAUGCCUCUUGUAAUAAUUCGCCCCACAAUUAUAACCAGCACUUACAAAGAGCCUUUCCCUGGUUGGGUUGAAGGGAUCAGGACCAUUGACAGCUUAGCUGUUGGAUAUGGAAAAGGAAUAAUAACAUGUUUUCUUGGCAAUCCCAAGGGCAUAAUCGAUGUGUGGCGAUGGCAGCCCCAUUCGAAUGAUAAUAGCGGCAAUGAUAAUAUAUACCACGUUGGCUCAUCUAUAUCAAACCCUGUGGAGGUCACGUGGCUUCAAGAUUAUGCACUCACAUACUUCACAAGAAAUCCUUGGAUUAACAAAGAUGGAAAGCCCGUGAUUGUUGGCAAAGUCAAUGUCCUAAGCUCCAUGGACAGUUUCCGAAGUUACAUGACCAUUCGAUACAUUCUGCCUCUCAAGGCAUUACAAAUAUUGAACAUAUUAUGCUGUCAAUAUUUCCAAAACACGUACCUCGAGAUGUGCCGAAAAAUCAAGUUUGUGAUGCGGCUAAUCGAUCUUUAUAGGCCUUAUCUGUUCUUCAAGGGAUUAUAUGAUGAUAUUAAUUUAGUAAAACUGAGAAGUGCAGCAAAUGAAUGCGGUAUUGAGACCAUCUUCUAUUUCGAUCCCAAGAUGGUUAAUUGGGAGGACUAUUUCAUGAAUGCUCACAUUCCCGGAGUUGUCAAAUAUGGAUUUAAGCAGCACAAAGCAUGAAUUAGAGUCAAAUUAAUAGGUGUGUUAAAGUUUUCCUUGUUAGAUCUCUUAUAAGUCAUAACACGUUUGAGUUUUUCACAAUUUUCUCAGUAUAUGUUCCAGAACAUUAAUUAUGGUGG